AGCUGAGCUCAGGUGAGCUGGCUCCUCCUGUCCUGUCUCAGCAGCUGCCAGCAGGCAGAUCAUGAGCCAUCAGCUCCUCUGGGGCAGGUUGUAGGACAACAAAACUCUCAUCAAAGGACCAAGUGCAUCAGGCACCAUGGGACAGUGUCGGUCAGCCAACGCUGAGGAUGCCCAGGAAUUCAGUGAUGUGGAGAGGGCCAUUGAGACCCUCAUCAAGAACUUCCACCAGUACUCGGUGGAGGGUGGGAAGGAGACGCUGACUGCCUCUGAACUACGGGACCUGGUCACCCAGCAGCUGCCCCACCUCAUGCCGAGCAACUGUGGGCUGGAAGAGAAAAUUGCCAACCUGGGCAACUGUAACGACUCUAAACUGGAGUUUGGGAGCUUCUGGGAGCUGAUUGGAGAAGCAGCCAAGAGUGUGAAGCUGGAGAGUCCUGUCCCAGGGAGUUGAAAACCUCCCUGUGAAAUUCUUGGGGAGAUGUUGGGGGAGAGGGGACCUUAGAGACCGUGACCCCAAAAUAAAACUUCUUUCC
Molecule: messenger RNA, 533 nt
Organism: Castor canadensis (American beaver)
Lineage: Eukaryota; Metazoa; Chordata; Mammalia; Rodentia; Castoridae
Gene: S100a14
Product: S100 calcium binding protein A14
Biological process (GO): positive regulation of monocyte chemotaxis; response to lipopolysaccharide; toll-like receptor 4 signaling pathway
Cellular component (GO): perinuclear region of cytoplasm
Molecular function (GO): calcium ion binding; chemokine receptor binding; calcium-dependent protein binding
Source: RefSeq, a predicted model, not a curated record